Solanum tuberosum (potato) is the source of this 624-nucleotide messenger RNA. Its product is annotated as paired amphipathic helix protein Sin3-like 2. NCBI's taxonomy places the organism in Eukaryota, Viridiplantae, Streptophyta, Magnoliopsida, Solanales, Solanaceae. The record is from RefSeq and is a predicted model, not a curated record. Gene Ontology annotation, molecular function: transcription corepressor activity. Bases 1 to 624 code for a protein of 207 amino acids. The transcript is spliced from 5 exons. Gene Ontology annotation, cellular component: chromatin; histone deacetylase complex. Gene Ontology annotation, biological process: negative regulation of transcription by RNA polymerase II.
AUGGGCAUAGCAAGACUAAUGAUCCAUGUGCAACAAGUUGAGGAUGACCAGCUGAGGGAUAAAGAAGAGUUUAAGAACAAAAGGGCUAACACAGGGAAUAAGUCCGGGCAGCAGAAGAGUAUUGCCAACCGGUAUGGUAGCAGCAUAGAUCCAGUUGUUGCGUUGUCUUAUGUGAGGGAGAUUAAGGACACAUUUGUAGACCAAGUAGAAAAGUAUGACAUGUUCCUUGAUGUUAUGAAAGACUUAAAGGCUCAAAGAAUUGAUCAUGUUUGUGUCAUAGAAAGAGUGAGAGAAUUGUUUAAAGAGUAUCCUAGUUUGCUCCUUGGAUUUAAUGCUUACUUGCCCAAUGGCUGUGAAAUAAUGCUCAAUGAUGAAGACAAGGCUUCUUCGAAGAAAAAGACUAACAAUGAAGAAGAACGCAAUUUAGUGAAAAAUAUAAAGAAAUGUUUUGGAAAUGACCAUGAGUACAAAUCAUUCGUAGAUAUUAUGAUGAUGUAUAAGAAAGAUAGAAAGGACAUCAACGAAGUGUAUCAUGAGGUUGCGGUACUUUUCAAUGACCAUCCUGAUAUGCUAGAUGAGUUUAUUGAAUUCUUGAAAGAUUCAAUUACUCCCAAUCCAUUAUGA